AUGGAUAAAAAGAUCUCUAACCCUGUUCCUCAGGGACUGCUUGAAUAGGUCCAUAAUAAUACAAUUGAAGAACAGGAAACGAACGAGUACUAUGAAACAUAAGAAUAAGCAGUUGCAGAUUAAAAGAUCGCUUAAGGAGUUGACAUUGCUCUAGACGACAGUGACUUCAACUAGUUUCUGACUUAGAAUGACAAGCAGAACAAAGAUGAAAUAAUCAAAAGGCUAGAGCAGUAAAACCAAAUAAUCGCAGACGCAAUCGAAUAAAUAGAGUCUAAAAUAGAGCAAAUCAAUCAAAAGCUAUCAACCCCUACACCUUUCCAGGUUAAGAGCCAUAGAUUUGAGCUUAAUCCUGAGAAUUAAGAACUAGCAGGAUGGGUCAAUAAAAUAAAUGAAACUUAAAUAAAGCAAGCUCAGCUGAAGGGGUAAAUCGAAAGACUGAAAGGCAAACUGUCAAUACUGUAAAAAGGCUCUGAAAUGAUUAAAUUUGAGAAUGAUGUGAAGGCUAUCUAAAUAGAGAUUCAGGAGUUGCAGAGUAAGAAGGCAGGAUUGGAGUCCUUACUCAAGGGCUAGAUUAACCAUAUGGGCUUGUAACUAAUAAAAUAGAUGGGGCAAUUGAAGCAAGAAAUAAGGGAGUGGAAGUAGAAAUAUAGGGAACUGCAGAGUAAGGAUGAUAAAUCAAUGAUAAAAGAGCAGAGAGAUGGCAUUCUGAAAGUGCACUAUCAAAUGCAAAUGCUCAAACAGCAGAUUCAAAUGUUCAAGAACAGCUCUAACAGUGUGAUCAUAAAUAACAGUACUUCCAACAUCAAUAAAUCGACAAUACCCACUGCUACUAUAGAUAGUCCAAAUAAUACCAAGUCUAAGAUCAUUCCUUCAAGGACAAAGCCAGAUCAUGUGUCAACUUUGCAAAGGAAAAUGAAUGUGGAUAAGAACACAUAUGAAAAGUCACUAAUCGUGCUUGAGGGUCAUUACAAUAAGCUUUUACAGCAAAUAUAGGAAAAGAAGGAUAAGUAUGAUUUGAUCAAGGUAGAGAAUGAACAGCUGCAAAAGGAACGAGAGAAACUGCAGUAGCUCUAGAGAGAUCUGCCUCCAAUAGUGAUUUCUCAGCAGUAAACUUUGCAUGAUAAAAUGGGAGAUGCAAAUAAGAACUCUCCUCCAUAUAAGGAUUUAGAUCCAAACAGGAGAAACGUGAGAGACGGUAGUACCAUCAAUCAGCGCAUAUCCCUUAACAAGUAUAAAAAGAACGCAAUGCUGGAAGAAGACGGACUCAGCGGAAACACCUAUGAGGACAUUAAGGCAAGAGGUGGGGGCAAUUUCGAUAGGAAUAGAAGCAGUUAGCAUAAAUUAAAAGGCUCCUAGGUACGCUAAAGUCACAUGGUGGAGUCACUGUAUAAGAACUCACCCGAUGGUGGCAAUAGCAAACCAUACUAAGCAGUCAACAAGUCAGUCAAUAUACAAAGACAGAGGAGCAAUCACAAACUUGUCACUAAAACAACUGCUUAUUAAGACAAUCAUAGUACUACUAUAGAGAAUGCAGGGGGUGAAGAGGAUGAUGAUGAUGUUGUGAUAAAAAAUCAGAUGAAAAAAUCAAAGAAAAACUCAAGAGUGGAAGACUACUCUGAGACUACUAAGGACAGCAAUAAAUUGCCAAGCAUAAACAUUACUUUAAAAAAUAGAAAAUUAAUGAACGAAGACGAGUUAGUAAACAUCUGUUCCUCGGUGGACGACAGGUACUCCCCCAAUCAGAAAUUCAACAAAACCUAAUACGGGCUAAACAUCCACGGCUACGGAGGCAACCACCCUCAUACGAAUUUCAUCAACAAGGGCAGUUUCCUAAACGACAUCUCAAUUGAGGGAAUUGAUGAGGAAGGAAGAGCUACUCUAAAGUCUCUUUCUGGUAGGGACUCUAAUUCAAGUGCGGGAGGACUUAAAUGGAAGAGAAAGAGUGAGUUAUCGAAAGGUAUAUCUGACAGCAAGAGCAGGAUAUCGAUUAAGGGGGCCAAUCAGUAUGAGUAUAUUCUGAAGCAGGACGAUCCGUUUAAUUACGGCAGGAGUUCAAAUUUAAACGAUCAGUAGAAAGCAUUAGCUCAUUAACAGCAGUAGGUGUCUCAGCAUCACUACUACGCUGCAAACAGACCAAGUAUAAAGCUAGGCAGCAACUCAGAACAGAGGAUAUCUAGGAUAAGCUAGAUAAUACAGUAUCAAAUGAGAAACUCAAUGGGACAAGGUGCAGGGGGAGUGCUGUAUCAAGAUUUUAUCCCAGAAAAUGACGAGGAGGAUAUUGGUGAUGAGAUGGAUUCGGAUGAUCGCAAAUUUAGCAUCAGAGCUCUCAAUUUUAACAUGAUGUCAAAGCUUAUCCCUUAGAACUCGUACCUGGCCAGAGCAAGCAGUAAAUUGAUCAGCAAUAGUCACAGAAAUAAUGGGAGAGGCACAAUCACAUCCAGAAAGACUAAUCAAAUGAGAAAGCAAAGCAGAAUAAGUAAAGCGCAGAUGACCCCAGGAAGGGAGUCUGAGUUAUACAAUGUCGAUGAUGCUAGUAUGGAUGAAGAAUCAGACUUCAUGUCCUCUCACAGAUGCUCACUGGUUAGAAGAUACAACAUGCCUACAUUCUUUACUCCAGACAAAAGCAUGUCAAGUCGAAUGGGCACCAAUGGCCAAAACUCUCCUCAUAUCGAUAUGGGAGACUCGCUGAAUGUUCACUAGCCUAACUAACUUUUCCAAGGAAAUGAAACAAUAGUGGAAGAAACCAAUGAAGCAGAGGAAUCAAUCCUAAACAACUCUAGAUUCUCUCAGCGAUUCUUAGACAUUAAUGAUGAUCAAGAGCCCUAUGGAAGAAUAAGCGGCCUCUAAGACAAUAAAAACAAUACUGGCAACUACUAAAAUACUGUAGUCAAUAACUAAAAUGUAUAUAACUAUCAGCCAGCACAGCAAUAAAACUAUUAAUAUCAAUAACAACAGCAGUAAAACAAUAAUGAGCAGUAGAAUGUGUAGUAGAAUAUAAAGGCAAAGAAGAAUAAAUUGGAUGCUUUUGUUACUAAGAUGCCCAUGCCAGGUUAGCAACCUAAUAUACUUAGAUAGGAAUCAGAAGAUCAAGUCUUUGAGCUAAACAAGCAUGGAUCAUAUGUCUCUGAUACAGGAAUGAAUGACAUGAAUACAGUUGUGCAUUAAGACAGUCUGACACAGCAGCAUAUGUAGCAGCAAUAGCAAGAUGAUUAAUAGACAGACACAAAUGGCAACGGGCAAGAUCUGCAUAAAGUUCACUUCUUUUAAACUCUGCAGGCUCUUUAGUUUAUUAAAAACAAUCUCAGAGUAGUCACAUUUGAGGAGAUCCAAGAUCAAGUUAUUUACCUGCCUGAACCUAAAAGGCCAGAAUUGAAGAAGGUGUUGAUAUUUGAUAUGGAUGAGACAUUGAUUCAUUGUGUGGAUGAUGUAGAAACGGAUGACCCAGAUGUAGUUCUAGAAAUUGAUUUCCCAGAUGAAGAGACAGUUUAUGCUGGAAUAAAUAUCAGACCAUAUGUGAUGGAAUGUCUUGAAGAAGCUAAUUAGAAUUUCCAAGUGAUAGUAUUCACUGCAAGUCACUAGACAUAUGCCGACGCAAUUCUAGACUAUCUAGAUCCAAACCACGAAUUAAUACAAUAUAGAAUGUACAGACAGCAUUGCAUCUUGACUAAGGAAGGGUACUACGUUAAAGAUCUGAGAGUGAUAGGCAACAGAGACUUGAAAGAUUUGGUUAUUGUUGAUAACUCAGUCUACUCAUUUGCCUUUUAAAUCGAUAAUGGCAUCCCAAUUAUUCCUUUCUAUAAGGACCCCAAUGAUGAGGAAAUGCUACACUUGAUAUACUAUCUCAACUGUCUUGCGAAUGUUGAGGAUGUCAGGCAGUAGAAUAGAGCAGCUUUUGAGUUAUACAAGCUGGCUAAUGGUGAUUAAGACGGAGGCAAUGGUGAUACUGAAGACUAAGAUUAAGAUUAGGAGGACAUUGACAGUAAUGAUGUAGACUUAAUUGAUGACCAGCAAAAUGUGAUAAUGGAGAUGAGCAGAGAGAGUUCUCUGAAUAAUGCAAAUGCAGAUAGUAGGCCAUCCGCAAGUAAGCAUAAUUUAAAUGGCCGAGACUCCUAUGGAGAUGAUAUGCUUCCUUCAAAGUACUAAGUAGUGCCAGAGAAGUAUAGUAAUGACUUAACAAAAUAAGUAUCUCAAACAGACAGUCUCUAUGGCGAUGAUAUUUAAAAUCUUAACUCUCGAUUUAAUGACUACUGA
This is a messenger RNA of Stylonychia lemnae, 4251 nucleotides long. Lineage: Eukaryota; Ciliophora; Spirotrichea; Sporadotrichida; Oxytrichidae. The record is from the annotation of a GenBank genome assembly.